AUGUUUGUUCCCAACACGUACGGCCUGGUGUUCGCCUGCACCUGCGGUGUGAUCCUGGGCGUUGGACUGAGCGCCAACCUGCUGGUCUUCUCCUUGUUCGCCAAGUACAAGACGCUGCGUAAGAACCGCCUGGACAUCCUCCUGCUCAGCAUGUCCCUGGCGGACUUCCUCACCCUGCUGCUCAUCCCCUUCACCUUACACUCGGCCGUCAGCCACUCCUGGCCUCUGGGCGACGUCUCCUGUAAGGUCUACCAGUUCCUGUCGGCCUUCGGCUUGGCAGCCAGCACCUACUCGCUGUGCGCCGUGUCCGUGGCGAGGGCCAUGAUCAUCACUAAGCCCUACCAGCCUCCAGGCAUGGACCUGGUCAUCUUCAUGUUCGUUCUGGUCUGGGCUCUGAGCUUCCUCACCAGCCUGCCUCUCAGAAUGUUUGCCACCAAAGAGAGCCUGAGUCCCAGCCUGGUCAGCUUCACCUUCUGCCUUCCCACCAUCCACGAGCAUCACUACCAGGUGGUGCUGAGCCAGUUUGUGCUCUUCUACUUUGUGCCCAUGCUGGUCAUUGCCUUCAAUUACAUCCGCCUGGCUCUCUUUCUCCACAAGAGUCCCGUCAUGUCCGCAUCCAGCGCCAGGAAUACUCGGCGGGCCUCGGUCGUGGUCCUCUUGGCGGCGGCCACCUUCUCAGCGUGCUGGCUGCCAGGCUACGUGCUGGAGCUGUGCGUCUACUUGGGCUUCUACCGCCACGGACGGGCGUGGGAGCUCUUCUACUUCAUUUGCACGCUGCUCCAGUACCUGCACCCGUGCAUCAACCCAAUCCUCUACGUGCUGCUGUCCAAGCGCUACCGCCACAGGAGAGCACCGUGGCUCUUCAGCUGUCGUCGAAACCGGGUUCAGCCGCGGGUCGUCGCCUUGUUCGCCGAUAGUUCAGCUCACACUCCGUGA
This is a messenger RNA of Dunckerocampus dactyliophorus (ringed pipefish), 936 nucleotides long. RefSeq names its product galanin receptor 2a. Lineage: Eukaryota; Metazoa; Chordata; Actinopteri; Syngnathiformes; Syngnathidae. The transcript has a single exon. Gene Ontology annotation, biological process: G protein-coupled receptor signaling pathway. Gene Ontology annotation, cellular component: membrane. Gene Ontology annotation, molecular function: G protein-coupled receptor activity. The record is from RefSeq and is a predicted model, not a curated record. The coding region runs from base 1 to 936 and encodes 311 amino acids.